CACAGUCACACAUAACACACACAAGACACAACCUAUCCCAUUUCCUUCAUCUUCCCCAAAUCACCAAACCCUAUACUUACAAACCCAACACCAAAUCCUCCUUUGACCCAUACCAUUGUCUACAUGGGUUCCAGCAAAGCAUCAAUUCUACUCACACCACUUGUACCCCAUGCAUCACCACUUGUACAUCUUCCCAUCUUCUCUCUCUUUUAUCCCAAAAAACAAGACGAACCGUUCAACAUUUUCUCUCUCUAUAUCUCUCACUCUAUCUCUCUAUAUCUCUCUCUGUAACUAAACUUUUUACUCUCAGUUCAAAAAAUCCCACCCUUUUCCCCUCUCUCUCUCUAACCCACUUUUCUUUUUCUAGAGAGAGAAACAUACACCCAAAAAAAUUCUAUCUUUUUCCACCAUGGAUACAGUUGAAGCUACUAAAAUGGUGAUGUCAAGAAUCCAGAAAUUAGACCCGGAACACGCUUCCAAAAUCAUGGGUUACAUUCUUAUUCAAGAUCAAGGUGAUAAUGAGAUGAUUAGGCUCGCUUUUGGCCCUGAAAACCAUCUCGUUUCCGUUAUAAAAAAAGCUAAAUCUUUCUUAGACAUUUCGUCGAACAACUCAUCUGCAAACCCUCAAAUCAUCGUUCCGAAUAACAAUGGGUUUCACCACACAAACCCUUCUUCCCCUAGCUCCCCCUGGUCGGUCUCCGACCACCGUAGCCCCCGGCCGGCUAGUUACGCCGCCGUGGUGAACGGUGGCGGCUCAUCUGGCUCCUCAUUUUUCUCAAACUUCAACGACUGUAACGAAGAUUACGCCUCUGUAACUUCCGUCAACAUCCCCCAAGUUGUCCCAGAUCAUCAUCCUCCGCUGUUUGACGACCCCCAAACCGCCGAUUUAAACGGCGGUUUUUCAAACUGGGGCGAUGACGUCAGCGGCGAGUACGGUGACGUCACCCACCCACAUCAUCAUCAUUUACACAGAAGAAGCUGCUCAGUUAACGACGCUUACAUCUCCGGUGGUGGGUUCUGUGGGAAUGGGGGCGAUGACGUCAGCGGAGGGUACGGUGACGUCACCGGCGGUGGGUGGAGGCCUUGCAUGUAUUAUGCAAAAGGGUUUUGUAAAAAUGGGAGUUUAUGUAAGUUUGUUCAUGGUAAUAAUAACAAUGGUGGGUUUGUUGAUGAAUUAGGGUUUAGUGGUUGUGGUGGUGGUGGUUCUCCUAGUGGAAAAAUGGAUGUUUUUGAAGAUUUGAUAAGGUUUAAGGUUAUACAACAACAUCAACAACAACAACAGCAGCAGCAGCAGCAACAAAGAUUUGGAGUUAUGGGUCAUCAUCCUUUUCAGUUGAAUAGGUGCAUGAACUUUGUGAAUGAGAAUCCUAGAUCAGCAGCAGCAGCUGCAUUGAUGAUGGGUGACGAGUUUCACAAAUUCGGUCGUUGUCGACCCGACCGAAAUGAUUUUGGAACAAUGGGUUUCGGGAACUCGAAUUCGAGUUCGCGCCAAAUUUAUUUAACUUUUCCGGCCGAUAGUACUUUUAAAGAGGAAGACGUUUCGAAUUACUUCAGCAUGUUUGGACCGGUUCAAGAUGUGAGGAUCCCGUAUCAGCAAAAACGGAUGUUCGGGUUUGUUACGUUUAUGCUUCCGGAGACUGUUAAAGCGAUUUUGGCAAAGGGAAACCCGCACUUUGUUUGUGAUUCACGGGUGCUCGUUAAGCCAUAUAAAGAAAAGGGAAAAAUACCCGACAAGAAGCAUCAGCAACAAAUUGAAAGAGGCGAUUUUUCGAGUUGUUUGAGUCCAACCGCACUCGAAUCCGCUGAACCGUUCGAUCAUAUACCAUUUGGUGCUCGAAUGUUUAAUCAUGAGAUGAUGAUCCGAAGAAAAAUAGAGGAGCAAGAACUACAACAAGCAAUCGAGUUUCAAGAUAGACGAUUGAUGAAUCUGCAACUUACCGACAUGAAAAACCAUCAGUUUCAAAGGAGUUUAUCCGUUUCGUUACCAACUCAUAUACACCAAAAUCUUGUGUUUCCGUCUGACGGUUACAACAACGAAGAACAUGUUUCCGGAGGUAACAAUCGAUCUAAAACAUGUGACGUCGCAAACGAAGAACUUGAAUCUGAUCCCAAUGUGGAAACCCCCAAGAAUGAAAGCUUAGAGCCUGCACUUCCUGAUAAUCUGUUUGCUUCCCCGACAAAAUCGACCACUACAGACAACGAGAAUAAUUUUUCAGCUGAUGUGUCGGAAACUGAUUAUACCGGUGCAAUUCCGAUUCAUGUUCCUUCCAAAUGCCAAGAAGCCAUUGAAAUGUAGGUGAUUUUCAGCUGUGCAAUGGCGAUCAUGGAUCGGUUUUAACUUUGCUUGGAGUAGGAUAUACCAAGGGGAAAAACACCAUCAACACCAAAAGAAAAAAAGAAAAAGAAAAGAUGUAUUAGGAAGACUUCAAGAUUAUGGUCAUCUUCAAUAUCUCAAUCCCCAUACUACUUACAACUAUACAUAAAUAUGCAAUACAUAAAAAACAAGGAUAGAUGAGAGCUAGUUUUAUGAGUAGGGUAUCUUUGUUUGUUUAACUUUUGUACUGGACCCCCACCCUACCCCACCAAACACUUAUUGAACCAUGCAUAUAGCAAAUCAAAAGAAAAAGGGUAGUAGUGGUUAACUUUUUUUUUACUUGUCAAGUUUCACUUGCCAGCCUUUUAUCUGUUUUUUAUUCAA
Helianthus annuus (common sunflower) is the source of this 2698-nucleotide messenger RNA. RefSeq names its product zinc finger CCCH domain-containing protein 22. Gene Ontology annotation, molecular function: RNA binding; metal ion binding. The record is from RefSeq and is a predicted model, not a curated record. The coding region runs from base 410 to 2296 and encodes 628 amino acids. NCBI's taxonomy places the organism in Eukaryota, Viridiplantae, Streptophyta, Magnoliopsida, Asterales, Asteraceae. The transcript has 8 exons.